Amblyraja radiata (thorny skate) is the source of this 1940-nucleotide messenger RNA. RefSeq names its product methyl CpG binding protein 2 (gene mecp2). Gene Ontology annotation, biological process: negative regulation of transcription by RNA polymerase II. Lineage: Eukaryota; Metazoa; Chordata; Chondrichthyes; Rajiformes; Rajidae. Gene Ontology annotation, cellular component: nucleus; heterochromatin. The coding region runs from base 254 to 1861 and encodes 535 amino acids. The transcript has 3 exons. Gene Ontology annotation, molecular function: chromatin binding; methyl-CpG binding; double-stranded methylated DNA binding. The record is from RefSeq and is a predicted model, not a curated record.
AGGCUUUCCGAUUGUUAAUCCAAUUGGAAUUCUUCCCUUGGAUGUUCCACGGCUCGGCUGAAUUGUUAUUUCUUUCAUUUAUUUGCAUAUUAUUUUCAUUGGCUUUUUUUUAAUCCAGUCGGCUCGUUGCAUGCAGGCUUUUGCUACGUUUAAAACUUAUCUGAUCUUUUGGGUCUUUCAUCCUGUUUGCCGGGGCCUGUCUUUCGGUGCUGCUUUUGAAGUUAAGGUGGCUCCUUUGUCUUGGAACUUUGGAAUGAAGUUAAUCCUGAAGAGCAGGCUGCACAGUGCCAGCGGAGUUCGGAGCUGUUCCCCCAUACGACUAGGCUUCCCUGGCUGUGAAGACAAGGCCGAGGACAAGGAGCAGGCCGGCCAGCGGGAGAAGCUGGUGAAAGUGAAGAAGCACAAGAAGAGGGAUGAGCGCGAGGAGGAAGGGGAGGACAAGGUGCGGGAGCCGCCGGCGGAGGCUCUGCUGCCCGAGCCUGCCGACGGCGCCAACGCCGAGACCGCCGAGCGGGAGGGGGCGGUGGCGGCCACCCCCAAGCCCCGCCGCUCGCUGAUUCGGGACCGGGGGCCCCUGUACGAAGACCCCACGCUGCCCGAGGGGUGGACCCGCAAACUGAAGCAGAGGAAGUCGGGCCGGUCGGCGGGAAAGUACGACGUCUACAUCAUCAACCCGCAAGGGAAGGCGUUCCGUUCCAAGGUGGAGCUGCUGGCGCACUUCGAGAAGGUGGGCGACACCACCCUGGACCCCAGCGACUUUGACUUCACCGUCACGGGUCGUGGCAGCCCGUCGCGGAGGGAGAAGAGGCAGCCCAAGAAGCCCAAGAGCCCCAAGGCCUCGGGCACGGGGAGAGGUCGGGGCAGGCCCAAGGGCAGCGGCAAGGACAAGAUGGUGCGCAAGGGCAGCGUGUCCAAGAGGCUGUCGGCCAAGAGCGCGGCCAAGCUCCUGGUCAAGAUGCCCUUCUCCGCCCCGCUGCUGCCGCCGCCGAAAACUGAGGGCGCCACCUCCUCCGCUUUGGGGGAGCAGCCCCCCAAAGCGCGCAAGGGGGUCCCGGGCAGGAAGAGGAAGUCUGACACCAAACCGCAGACGGUCCCCAAGAAGAGGGGCAGAAAGCCGGGCGGUGGCGGUGGUGGCGGCGGCGGCGGCAGUGGUGGUGGCUUGGGCGGCGGCGGCGGAGGAGGAGGAGGAGGAGGAAUCGGCGGUGGCAACGCCGUGCCAGCGCCGAAGAAGAAGGCGGUGAAGGAGUUGGCGGUCAGGCCGGAGGAGGUCACCCUGCUGCCCCUCAAGAAGCGCAACCUGGGCGAGGAGAGCUCGCCGCUGAAGAAGCGGAAAAGCAGCCGCAUAUUCGACGAGGACGCUGGCGUGCCGCCGGUGCUGGGCAGGACGGCGCCGGCCGCGGCGGAGGGCGGCGGUGCGGGGCCGGAGCUGUCGCUGCCGCUGCCGCCGCCGCCGCCGCCAUCGUCGGCAGUAGACGGGGGCGAGAGGAGCGGCAGGGGACAGAGGGGCGCCCGGGACAGCAGCCCCAAGGGCCGGGGUCCCGCCGCCGCCGCCCUCAAGAAGGAGCCGCCCCGCCCGGCCGAGGCCAAAGAACCGGGACCCGCGGAGGCGUCGGCACAGGAGGCCGAGGGCUCCCGAGAGAGGGGAGGGGGCUGCUGCCCCCCCCCGGAACCCAGAGACUUGAGCGGCCGGCCGUGCGCGGAGGACAAGGACAAGCUUCCCCGCGGCCGUGCCGACCCCGACCUGCUCCCCACAAAGACUGAGAUCCCCGACAAGGGCCGCCCCGUCAUCUCCGCCGCGCCGCGCCCUGCCCGGGAGGAAGCGGCCGACAGCCGGGCAGCCGUGUCCGAGAGGGUUAGCUGACUCUGGACGGGCGAGCGCCGGGGAUAGGAACUCGACAAAACAAACAAACAAACAAACAAACGACAAACAAACAAACAAA